Messenger RNA from Moneuplotes crassus, 1063 nucleotides. The record is from the annotation of a GenBank genome assembly. Lineage: Eukaryota; Ciliophora; Spirotrichea; Euplotida; Euplotidae.
AUGUGGUUAUUGGGUCUUUUGGUCUUGGCAAUACAAUGCUUUGGUCAGGAUUUGGAAUGCAGUAGUAGUGCCAUAGCGACCAAAGAGGUAUAUACAAGUUUAGAUGUGAGUCGGUAUUAUAUUUUAAAUGUAUUUGUAACUCAAGAGAAUGAAUACAUCCAUGGGGUAGUUGAGUUUGUGAAUGGGACGAUAAGAUCAACGUUGAUGAAGAAAUCAGGGCAGGAUUUAAACUGGAGUUUGGGUUGGAGUAAAGUGUAUCCAGCAAAGUUUCAGAAAUUUGAAGCAGCUCUUACAGAUGAUGAGAGCUGGAUCGUCGGAGUAUAUAUUGAACCUCCAGGAGAUAGUAUGAUAACGAAAAUAGCUUGCUCUGAUGGAACUGUCAUUGAGACCGUCAGUAACGGUAUGUGCAAGAUAUUCUCUGGCUUAAAUAGUAUUUCAAUCCAGACGACAGCAAAUCAAAAAUAUUUAUUUCAAAAUUGUGCAAGUGAUGAUACCUUAAGAUCAAGGGUUUGAAAAAUAAACUUAGCAGAUUAUGGAGCUACUUGACUGACAACUUCAGAUAUCACAAGACAUUCAUUUGGGAUGACUCCUUUGAAUGAUCCUCAAGUGUUCCUGACAGGAUCAAAUGGAAAACUUGCAUCAGUUAUUUUCUUUAAGGUGAUAGAUUUUGACACAGCUAGUAUGAUCAGGGAGACUAAAAUGGAAUGCCCAGAUACAAAUUGCCCAAAUUUUAGACCAGUGUCUAUUCAUAUACCUCCAGAGAAUCUUAUUGUAUUCACAAUGGUCUUUAAGUCCACGAAUAAGUUUGGAAUUUUUGAAAUUGAUGACCAAAAUGGACUUUCUAAGAGUGGAUCUACUCCUAUCUUGUUCGAGAGCUGUCAGUACUGAUGUGGUAUUUUUGAAUAUGAAGGCUAUGUUUAUAUUCGGGCUAUAUGCAGCAAUGGAUCUAUUAUCUGUAAAUAUGAUUAUAUGAACCAUGCAAUGACUUCAGUGAAGCACAGCACUUUGUCAGGUCUUGUGCAUUAUGAGAUAAACAUGCAAAACCAACGGCCUUGAUAGAAUG